AUGAAGAUAAACUCAACCCAGUGCCACCAUACGUCGCAACGAUCCGGGGCAGACUGGCUGCAGUCCAUGGCGCGUACGGCGUAUUGUCCGAUUGCAACGUGGAGCCGCGAGGCGACGCUGGCAGCGCCCCUUCGCAGGCCGUGGGUGGUGUCCAUGUUAGCGCAUAGCGAGUUUCAAGGGCCCUUAACCCAGGACCGGAAUCUUUUCGGGACGCUGUCCGCCAGCGCCAGCGCCAAUGCCAGCGCCAAUGCCAGCAUCGAGCUAGUGCAUAUGCGUGUUGUGUGUUAUGUGCUGGGAUUUCUGCACGCGGAGCUGUCCUCGCGGACCGUGCGAGCCGGGCCAACUGGCGACGGGCGCAGAUCUUGGUCGUAUUGGAUAGAGGGCAGUGAGCAGGCACAGAGUCGCUGCAGAGCCAACUUCAAACCUGCGGUCAACGCUGUGCCUGAACGGCCAACUAGAACAGACCCUCACCCCUCGCGCCACAGCGACCCCAGCGGUUUGUUCGGAACUGGGAUGUUUGCUGGUGGCGGCCGCGUCGUCAACCCGACACGGCGGAAUAUGGAGAAAAGUUUCCCCCGGGGUGUGCGGCUCAAAGAGACAAAACCCCACUGGCUGAUGGGGAGCCGCCUCAAAGAGGAGAAGGGGUGCCCUGCUCGGGCUCCCCAGGCCUAG
Messenger RNA from Gaeumannomyces tritici R3-111a-1, 672 nucleotides. RefSeq lists its product as hypothetical. The transcript has 5 exons. The record is from RefSeq and is a predicted model, not a curated record. The coding region runs from base 1 to 672 and encodes 223 amino acids. Lineage: Eukaryota; Fungi; Ascomycota; Sordariomycetes; Magnaporthales; Magnaporthaceae.